Molecule: messenger RNA, 5097 nt
Organism: Heterocephalus glaber (naked mole-rat)
Lineage: Eukaryota; Metazoa; Chordata; Mammalia; Rodentia; Bathyergidae
Gene: Nhsl2
Product: NHS like 2
Biological process (GO): cell differentiation
Source: RefSeq, a predicted model, not a curated record
CACUCGCUCGCCUGUCCACGCCCAGGGGCCUGCUAGACCCGGAGCUGGGUCCGCCUCUCAGGGCCCCUCGGGUCAGGGACGCCUGUACGGGCGAGCCGGCCGAGCCGCCAGGCUGGUCCCCUGCACCCGCGCCCGGGAUGCCGUUCUACAGGCGCACCGUGGUGCCCCAGCGUCUGUGUCCGCGCAAUCCGCCGCAGCCGCUGGCUGAGCUCCGCGACGUGAGCCACCUGGCCGCGCUCAACCUACUCCGGCAGCUCGCCGACCUUUGUGGCCACUCGCUGGGUCUGCUCGAGGACCUAGAGGGGCACCUGCUGGCCCUGGGAUGCCGCACCGACAGCCUGUACCGGCGCACUGUGCGCCUCCGCAGCCGCCUUCCCUGCCGCCUACUUGGCCCGGAGGACGACGAAGAGCUAGGUGUCUCCCACUGGUCGAACCUACCCCGCAGCCAGAGGGCAAGAGAACCUGUUGAUGCUGCCCACACAGAAGAAUAUGAGGAACAGUACUCAGAGGCCAGACUUCUGGGGCAGACCUUCCGCUCUUCUGUUGAGGCCCCUGAGCCCACCCCCAGCCCAAGGCUCCAGUCUGCCAGGCGUCUGGAGUUUGUGUUGAUGCCUACAAAACAGCAGCUGAGUGAGGAUGAGACUACCACCCAGGGUGUGAGGGCCCCUGAGGCUGCCCUGAGCCUGUCUACAACCAACAAGCAAAUUGCCUGGAAUGGCCCCUUCCCUCUGCCCAUCCUAGAAGAGAAGCGGUGGCCUCAGCCCUGCUCCACGCAGUCUGACCUUGUGCCCAUCAACAUCUCUGGGCAGCAGUUUGAUAAACACGCAAGUUUGCGACACUCGUUGUUUAACACAGAGACAGCCGUGAACCCCAAGUCCACCCUGAGGCGGAGGAGGACCAUUAUUGGAUUCUCUAACUAUUCCCAGCGAGACCAAGGUCACAGCAGCAGCCCAGCAGGCAGUGUGGAUCUCUCUACUGCCUCACACGCCAGGCCCAGCCACUCAGCUCCACAAGGUGUUCAUGGAAGAGUUGCCAUUGGGCAGGAAGCUUGGUUCCCAAAUCGCACCUCACCAGUCCUGAGAAAUCUUUCUAGUGAGCCCGAAGACCCUCAUCAGGCACUUAGUGACCUAGACCCUCCUGGCAUGGAGAACAUGGGAAUGGUGUAUAGCGUCCCUAGCUCUUGCAAUGGGCCAAAAGAAUCAACAUUCUCUACUUCCUGGAAGGGAGAUGCUUUUACCUACAUGACUCCAAGUGCCAUCAGCCAGAACAAUCAAGUCAAUGAAAGUGGAAAAAAUCCUUCCUCGGGAAAUUCUUGGGUCUCUGUGAACACACACCCACCUCUUGUUCCUAAGGAGGCAGCUACUCUCUUUGUUGCCUGUGAUAACCCAGAAGGAUGUAGUGGAUUAGCCAGCUACUCUGAGCAUCCUACUCAACAAGGGCAAGUACCAAAAAGACCCCAAAAGAUUGGCCUUCUGACUAGUGGUACCUUGAGGCUGGAGACAGGCCCAGGUGGGGCCAAUAGAUUCAGGGAGCGGUCUCUGUCUGUGCCCACAGAUUCAGGCAUCACAGAUGGGAAUUAUGAUGAAGAGCAGAAGGCUACUGAGGCCUGUGCCCUGCCUUAUGCCAGUACAAGCUCUGAGGGCAGCAACAGUGCUGACAACAUUACUUCUCUCAGUGCUGAGCAAGAAGCUCGGCACAGAAGGCAGAGGUCCAAGAGUAUAUCACUCAGGAAGGCCAAGAAGAAGCCUUCCCCACCAACUCGCAGUGUCUCGCUGGUCAAAGAUGAGCCAGUCCUCUUGCCAGAAAGUGAGUCUGCACUGCCUAAAGACCAGAGGCCAAGGAGCCUUUGCUUUUCCUUGGAACACCAAGGGCAUCACUCAUUCCACCCAGACACUCAGAGUCACCCAGCUGUGCCAGCCCUCAAAGAUUCAGAAGGUGCACAGUUCUCCCACCACUGGUAUCUAACUGACUGGAAGUCUGGUGACGCCUACCAAUCCUUGUCCAGCUCUAGCACUGCCACUGGCACCACAGUCAUUGAGUGCACCCAAGUUCAGGGUAGCUCAGAGUCCCUUGCCUCCCCUUCCACCUCCAGAGCCACGACGCCUUCCCAGCUCUCCAUUGAGGUGGAGGCCAGGGAAGUCUCCUCUCCAGGAAGGCCUACUGGACUGAUGUCACCCUCCAGUGGAUACUCCAGCCAGUCUGAGACUCCAACACCCACUGUCUCCAUGUCCUUGACCCUGGGCCACUUACCUCCACCAAGUAGCAGUGUCAGGGUACGUCCAGUGGUACCUGAGAGGAAAUCAUCAUUACCCCCGACAUCGCCAAUGGAGAAAAUGUCCAAGUCACGGCUGUCGUUUGACCUACCACUGACCUCUUCAACCACCCUGGAUCUGUCUGGGAUGAGUAUCUCCAUCCGAAGCAAAACCAAGGUGAGCCGCCAUCACUCAGAUACCAAUUUUGGGGCCAAGCUGGCACAGAAAACUAGUCCCAACCAGCCGAUCAUGCCCAUGGUUACUCAGUCUGACCUACGUUCUGUUCGCCUAAGGUCAGUCAGCAAGUCUGAGCCAGAAGAUGACACUGAGAGCCCGGACUACACCGAGGAACCUGAAGCAGAAGAAGUCUUUGCCUUGCCAGAGAGAAAAGUGAAACCUCCCAUAGCUGAGAAGCCUCCACUGGCCCGAAGACCCCCUAGCUUUGUCCACAAGCCACCAUCUGUCCCUGAGGAAUACCCGCUAACUUUUCCUACCUUGGCUAUGACCCCCAAGAGCACCAUUCAACAUGUGAGACCGCUCCUCCAAGAAAGCUACACAGUGGUGCGGAAACCAAAGCCCCCUAGCUUCCCUGAGGGCAGAAACCCAGGGGAGCCAACACCCUCAUCUCUUGUUUUCACGCCUUUUCCAAGUUCCUCUGGUGCUUUCUUCUCAGGAACACAGAGACUCCCCCAGGGAAUUAUGGAGGAUGAGGGCCCCAAGAUGAGAGCCUUACCUGAAAGAAUUAGCCUCCAGAGCCAGGAAGAAGCUGAGAAAAAGACGGGCAAGAUUCCACCUCCUGUACCAAAAAAGCCCAGCAUGCUCUACCUGCCUCUCGCCUCCCCUGUAGCUCAGAUGGAGUCCCAUGUGGCAGAACCAAGGCUGCCUCUCAGCCCCAUCAUCACCCUGGAGGAAGAUGCCAAGUGUCCUGCCACCGGCAGUGACCUGCAAUUACAUGGUAAAAGGACAACUUCAGCUCCACAGGCUAACAGAGAAAAGAAAGCAAGCUCUCCAGGGAGUCCUGUGGAACCAAGCACUGAAGAGAAAAGUUUAAUCAGUGAUAAAACUGCUGAAUGGAUUGCGGAGGAGGAGGAUGAUGUCUUUGUGGCUUCUCGCACAACUGAAGAUUUAUUUACUGUGAUACACAGGUCCAAAAGAAAGCUGCUUGGCUGGAAGGAGCCUGGGGAGGGCUUUGCAAGCAGCCUACCAAGCUCUCACUCACCAGGAAAGAACAUGGCCGAUUCUCCCAUUAGUGAGUCUGCUGCUGCCGCUGCUGCGACUACCACCUUGGGAUCAAGCAGCAGUGCCAGUCUAGACAUGAGCAGAAAUGAUGAUUUCAAGGCCUUGCUCCAGAAGAAGGGAAGUAAGGCAACUCUGAGGUCCCGCCCCUCAGCAGCCGAACUGCUGAAGACCACUAACCCACUGGCUCGGAGAAUCAUUGCACAGUUUUCAAAUGACUAUGAAACCACCGAUAACCCCAGUUCCUAAGCCCUGGCUUCAACAAGCAGGGCUUACUUACUGAACUUGAGAUUAGGGGGGGAUAGAAAGGGUUUGGGAAAGGAACCAUGGAAAUAACAAAGACCCUGCUGUUUUAGACAUUAACUUACACUCUGGAUGGCAGGAGAGAGGCCAUUUCAAUUAGAAUUAAGAUCAUCAGGCACUUGAAACAUCUUUGGACAUUUUGCAUAUCCAUACUUUCACCCUUGCCAUGACUGAAAACCAAGUUUUUUCCUUUUCCUCCACUGGUGUGCACUAAAAAAGAAGAAAUUCUUAGAUGCAAGGGCUUAUGUGCCACCUUUUCAAUCUGUGUCCUGGCUGCUCCAUCCCUGGCUCCUGUCACUGAGGAGCACAGUGGGAGAGCAGAUCGGAGGUUGGCAACCUCUGGGAGUGAGGCAGAGGAUGUCAUUGCUGAUUAUUCACUUUCCUAGGGAGGACUUGAUGGCCAUAUGUAGAAACACAGAAAGACACCAAGGCUCCCGAACCACGGUGGGACUCUCUUCCAGGGAGAGUUUUGCAGGUGUGCACUUGUUUCAGCAUGGGGUUCAUUGGAUGACCUUUGUGGUACAAAAAAAUGAAUGUGACCCUGUCCUGAAACUUCAUUCCUUUUUCAGUUUGAUUGUCUACACGGAGAUCAGGGUGAUGUGUUUCAGUACAUUUGUGGACUGACAUUCCCCCCACCCCACUCCCGCCACUGCCCUAUUAGAUAGAAAAGGUCAGAACUGCAUGGCUUUGAAUGAACCAAGUUGAGCCAGCAAAUGAGGCAGCCUUGUGGUCACUCACAUCUGGCCAAGCAACUUGCACAUGCGCCUUGAGGUCCUACAGGUGUCUACCAGGAUCUAUGCCUAGUUCAUGCUGCAUUCUAAGAAUUCUCAUUUCAUUUGCAUGUAACAUUCAUUAAAGGAAGUAAUUAGCUGAAGGAUCAGCAUCACCAAAGGCUCAAGGAAGAUAGAAAGUAAAUUCAUCUUGCUCCACACUAUUCAAUUCAGAUAGAAUUUUGUGGUUAAUUGGAUUUUGAUUAAGGAAAUCUGACUCUUCAAAAAACCAAGAACCUAUAGACUAAAAGUAUCUACCCAAAAUCUAAAAGGCAGCUUUGCCAGUUGCCAUGGCCCAUAAAGCGCACAAAAAUGGGCCACUUUUUGCUAUUUACAUUCUGUUUGACCAACUUUCAGUUAAUUAUGCUGGGAAAGAGUGAACAACCAUUGUGACCCUCCUUCCCGUCCAAAGCUAAUAGGCACCUAACUAUUCUUGUCAGCUCAGUUUUCUAAAGACAGCAAGAGCAGUGACUCAUUUGAUUUCCAUAUGCCUGAUUUCUGGGAUCUUGGGGGUCAGACAGACAAAGCAUUUAAAA